AGUCCAAUCAAUGCCGGAUAGCACGUUAUUACAUAACUUGUAAUAGUCAACAACUUAUCAUCUUAUCUUAUUUCUUUUGUGAUUAUUAACUACCUCGCGUUCCUGGUUUGUUUCUUUUUGCCGUCGCCGUCUUCUGAAAUUGUGAUUGGUGGCGAAGUUGUUCAGAGGUAGUUGUAUAGUGUAUAUGUGGUGUUACCAAGGAAUUUCCCGAAGGUGAACCAGUCACAAUUACUAGGUAGUACAGGAUGUUGCAAUAGAGGCGGAGUGUAUUAGUUCUUAGGUAAAACUCUGUUGCCGGCUCGUCAGUUUGGGUGUUAUUUUCUUUAAUUUCUUUACUGAAUAGGUUUGAGCUAGUAAGCGAAAAUGGUUGUUAAAAAUGGAAGAGCAUUACAUUUUGUUUUCAAGAUUGCAGACCGUGCAGCCACAGCAAAGUUUUAUUUUUCAAUAUUAGGAAUGAAGGCAUUGAGACAUGAAGAGUUUCAAGAAGGAUGUGAUGCUGCUUGCAAUGGCUGGUGGUUUCAGGCCAUACGACAACCGCUGGAGCAAAACCAUGGUAGGAUAUGGACCGGAGGAUAACCACUUUGUAGUGGAGCUCACGUACAAUUACAACGUGAACAAGUACGAGCAGGGCAACGACUACCAGGGCAUCACAAUCCGGUCACGUGAAGCCAUCGCCAGAGCCAAGGCUGCUGGCUGGCCUAUCAGAGAGGAGAAUGGACUGAAUGUUGUGGAGGCACCGGGCGGCUACAAGUAUUUCUUGGUUGACGAACCUCAGCCAACAGAUAGAGAUCCUGUUGAGAAAGUGACUCUCUCGAGCUCCAACCUGGCUCGUACUCUUGCCUACUGGAAUGGAAUUCUUGGACUGAAGAUCUUCUCGCAGGACAAGGACAAGGCUGUACUUGGAUUUGCUGAAUCUCAGGCCAAACUGGAGUUCAAAGAUAUUGGUAAACCGGUGGAGCACGCGACGGCGUACGGACGUAUAGCCUACUCAGUGCCGGCAGCUGAGCAGCCCGCAAUACAUCAGGUCAUCAAGGACACUAACAACAAGAUACUGACUCCUCUUAUCACGCUGGACACCCCUGGCAAGGCUUCUGUCACAGUCAUCAUACUGGCCGACCCGGAUGAUCAUGAGAUUUGCUUCGUGGAUGACGAAAGCUUCAGAAUAUUGUCGGAAGUGGACCCGAAAGCAGAGCCAUCGCUUUUCAAAUACAUUGAGAAAGAUGAGAACAGAAAAAAGGUUUAAUGUUAAAAGUUUGGAUGAAUUAAACUUAUCCCUUAUGGUGAUGGAGAGAUAGAAUAACUUUAUGUGAUCUUUACUGUGACAGGAUGGGAUUGCCUUUACUGUAAGAUGUUAUUUUAUAAGAAAAUAAGAAAACUGGUGCAAUGUCUACUAUAUUAUUACUAUUAUGUUAUGAACCGUAAUAUGUCACUAUCAAUGAUAUGCACGUUAUUGUUAUUUGCACAUAAAUAAUAAAUAUUAUUAGUUUUAUAAAAA
Homalodisca vitripennis (glassy-winged sharpshooter) is the source of this 1495-nucleotide messenger RNA. RefSeq names its product glyoxalase domain-containing protein 4. Lineage: Eukaryota; Metazoa; Arthropoda; Insecta; Hemiptera; Cicadellidae. The transcript has 6 exons. The coding region runs from base 470 to 1243 and encodes 257 amino acids. The record is from RefSeq and is a predicted model, not a curated record.